Molecule: messenger RNA, 528 nt
Organism: Leptidea sinapis
Lineage: Eukaryota; Metazoa; Arthropoda; Insecta; Lepidoptera; Pieridae
Product: skin secretory protein xP2-like
Exons: 1
Coding region: 1-528 (175 amino acids)
Source: RefSeq, a predicted model, not a curated record
AUGCCACUGCCUUUAUCUAGUCCUUGUAAAGCCCUUGCUUCUACCGCCGAUGAAGAGAUGCCGCCGCCUUUACCUGGUCCUUCUCAUGCCCUUGCUUCUGCCGCCGAUGAAGAGAUGCCGCCGCCUUUACCUGGUCCUUCUCAAGCCCUUGCUUCUGCCGCCGAUGAAGAAAUGCCGCCGCCUUUACCUGGUCCUACUCAAGCACUUGCUUCUGCCGCCGAUGAAGAGAUGCCGCCGCCUUUACCUGGUCUUUCUCAAGCCCUUGCUUCUGCCGCCGAUGAAGAGAUGCCGCCGCCUUUACCUGGUCCUUCUCAAGCCCUUGCUUCUGCCACCGAUGAAGAGAUGCCGCCGCCUUUACCUGGUCCUUCUCAAGCACUUGCUUCUGCCGGUGAUGAAGAGAUGCCGCCGCCUUUACCUAGUCCUUCUCAAGCACUUGCUUCUGCCGCCGAUGAAGAGAUGCCGCCGCCUUUACCUGGUCCUUCUCAUGCCCUUGCUUCUGCCGCCGAUGAAGAGAUGCCGCCGCUUUAA